This is a messenger RNA of Microbotryum saponariae, 2615 nucleotides long. Lineage: Eukaryota; Fungi; Basidiomycota; Microbotryomycetes; Microbotryales; Microbotryaceae. The record is from the annotation of a GenBank genome assembly.
AUGACCGGUCAGUCGGUUUCCCACCUUAUACCUGCUUCGCAGCUCGACUGACUCCUCGUCGAUCUUCCCCCGCGGCCUGCUCUGGAAUAGAUUACGCGGAGGAACGACGGUCCGAAGUCGAGGUGUUGGAGAGUAUUUUUGCCGAUGAGCUCACAAGUGAGUGUCUACAAUGGCUACCCAAGCAGCUCUGGCUGAAGACCGAGGGGGGCUGACGACCCUCGUGCUGCUCUCGAUGUCACAGUGAUAUCGGAUGACAAGCUUGCACUCAAGGUUGAGCCGGAGGAACAAUCGCCUUCUGAUCCAUGCAAGUUCCUACUCCCACUGCGACCAAGACCACUACCCCAGGCGAGGCUCAAGCUGACCUAGAUCCUCCACCCCUACCCUACCAACUCUUGCUGGCUCGAACAACCGCUGCGGACCAUCUUCAAACACGAUACUUCGGGCCCCGCAAACAGACGUCCUCUCCCUCCUCAUCACAUACACGCCAACAUACCCGGACGAGAUCCCUCUCAUCGAGGUCGAAGCGAUCGAAGGCGAGAUCUCGGAUGAAGAGAAUUCGACUCUCGUCACGGGGUUACAGUCCGCUGCUGAGGAUAAUUUGGGGAUGGUUCGUCGUUGGUUGCAUAAUCUGUAAAGCUGGAGCUACUCUGACCGAGUCCAUUUCAACAUCAGGCAAUGGUGUACACUCUAGCAUCGUAUUUGAAGGAUUCGUUGGCCGAGCUGGUCCGACAGCGGAAAGUGAGAAUCGCAAAGGAGGAAGCCGAGCGGCACGAGAGGGAAGAAGAGGUGAGCGACGAUCAGAAAGCAAGCUCAUCACUGACCUGGAGUAGGUGUUGAUGCGACUCCCAUCUCCUCGACCCCGACCAUGCGCGAUCAGGCCGCGACACGGAAAAUGCAAGGCACCAAAGUCACGCACGAGUCGUUCACGCAGUGGAGGCUCAAAUUCGAGAAGGAGAUGGCCGAUGUGUCGGCCAAGGAGGAACAGGAAAGACUGAAGGCCUUACCACCAAAAGAGAGAGAAGAGGCCAAGAAGUUUAGGUCCAAAUUGAGUGGUCAGUCGGGAGAGUCGGGAGUCGGGCGACGUGCUGCUGCGAUCCUGCGGUGAAGCUGACGAUCUGUACCAUCAUGGCGACCAGGUCGACAACUGUUCGAAAAGGGUGAUCCAUCCCUCGUCACAUCGGACAGUGGAUUCGAAGAAGAAGAUGGCGUCGAGGUCGAUACGUCCUUGUACGAAAGGACCGAAAGGCUCAACCUCACGGAUGAGGAAGAUCGUCUUGGACCGAGGUUGGGCGAAUUGAGUGAUUCAGAUUGAGAUAUAGAUGGCGCUGUAUUUUAGCCUUUGCAAUGGUCCGUGGCUUCCUCUCGCUCGGAUACGCUCAAUUCCGAUGUACGAUCUCCCAUAUGCAGCAAAGUGUUCGAUCAUCAACAUCUACUGCUACACAAAGAUCCUGUACUACAGCCGUUUCCUCCCCGCCCCCAAGAGCGUUGUCAAGGAGAUCGAGGAUGCGGCCAUGCUCGCCAUUCACGGUCGAGCGUCGGAUGGUACUCAGCGACGUCCGAAGGUCUCCCGGUCGCGCCUCUGCACCCCUCUCGAUCACGGCGGCUUCGGCUUGAUUGAUCUGCCUCGGCGUCUAGCGAUCGAUCACGCGAAGUGGGUCUUCCAGCUCCGGGCCCCGGACGGCUGCUUCACACGCCACCUCUUCGACAUCCGCAUUCGCCUCCAGGCACCGAACGAACCAACCCCUUUCACCUUGUCCAGACCGGCCCCCAACCAGCAUCGUCGCCCUUGGAUCUGGAUCUGGUGGGCAUACUUUUGCCAUCCUCCCCCGAAGUGGGACCAUGCGGUGAGAAAGACGAGAAAACUACUUCCUGCACGUUGGGUCCGAUACUUCGAAGCCUGGGCGUCGGUGACCACGCUCAAUCCCCCGGAACUCUCCAAGAGCCAGAACCUCGAGCAAUGGGCGACGCACGUACUCUACUUCCCAGCGGGCCACGGAAUACAACUCUCGGUAAACCCGACGCUUUUUCGAGGGCCCGAUGGCGAGGUGAUGACCCCGUCUUCGUUUGUGAACGCGUCCAAACGCCACCAAGCCUUCAUUUUCCCUCCUAUCUUCCCCAAGGGACACCAGAAGGUAUUCGAUCUGCCUGAGCAACGUUGGAACGCUUGGUGGAAGGCUUUGCGCAAGGUUCGCCGGGUUCACUCGGACGCAGAGGAUACCGGCCACCUUCUCUCCCUGGGGUCCCUCCAUCCGGGCAGCCAAGUCGCCUCCCCAACCAGCCCUCACCCCAACAAUCGAUCGGCCUCCUGUGUGAUGUGCCUCUCGGAAGCACCCGAGUGCCUGGCCCACCUCGCGGUCGGCUGCCCAUUUGCCCGGCGUCUCUGGUCUGCUCUGUCCCCGACCCCCCACCCAGUCUUUGUGGACUUUGUAUGUCCGGUCGUGCCUCGCUCGGAACGUCGACUUGUCGAACUACGAGUCCUCUUCUUUCACUCAAUCUGGAAGCUCUGUCGCCGUCGCCGAUUCUCGUCGGAUCUUUUGGAACCGAUCACCGAAACGGACUUCGAGGGGCUUCGAGCCUCUAUUCAGGAGUCCAAGGGUCGCCUAGUGUCUCUGUAA